Molecule: messenger RNA, 1212 nt
Organism: Mesocestoides corti
Lineage: Eukaryota; Metazoa; Platyhelminthes; Cestoda; Cyclophyllidea; Mesocestoididae
Source: the annotation of a GenBank genome assembly
AUGGAUCAAGAAAAGCGUUCAGCGCGUUUUAGGGUUGUCGGAUCGUUGAUUCCACGUCUGAUUGGGAGGGAGGUCUGUGUUUUAGGCAAAGUGGUUUCAGUUGUUCCAUCUGGACAGCAAAUUUCACUACGGUGCGCCGACGGUGUUGAAGUCAAGUGUACUCUUCCGUCUCCACUCCAGGUGUCUCCGGAGUCAUGCAUUGUCGAGGUUCAAGGCCUCAUUACGAGCGCAAACGAACUUCAGGCCACAUCAGAACCUAUUAUCUUCCCACGUGAAGCCAGCAACAAGUUUGACCUCGAUCGCUACGGAUAUGCCGUCAAUCUUACUGUCAAUUUUGAUCGUCUUUAUACACAGUCGAUGAUAUGUGACAAAGGACGUAACCCCUUCUCUUUUCGUAUGCAUAUGCCGUUUUCUACCAACGGGCCCUUUUUAUGGCUCAUUGGCGGCGGCGGCGGCAGCGGCGAAGACAGGGAACGGCAUUCUUCAGAUUCGUCUUUCUUAGAAGUGGAGGAAGGGACAGUGAAGGGCGAGGCGGAGCAUGAUGAACCAAAUUUAAAUGCAUCCAUGGCUCUUCUAGGGCACUCCGUUUCGGAGCCAUCCAUGGCCUCUGCUAGCAGCUCUAUUCUCCGUCGCAUGCUAAGCGCCGUGGGUAGUUUCAUCCUGCCUUCGUCGUCUCAGGAGCAGGUCAUUGUUGCCGAGGUAGACCGCUCAUUCGCUGAGUCAAUGGACAUCAUCAGAAGCAUCGCUUCCAGUCUUGAUUUACCUGCUCACUUGCCCGAGUCUUUUUACGCCAGACUGCCGUUUCGUCGUUCUGGUUCGGACAAUCACCUCAAGCCUCUAAUGGAAGAACUCGAACUAUUAACUUUCUACAGCAAGUCUAUCUCGCCAUCGAAUGUGUCUCUCGAUCUGUUGCAACAUACUGUGAGUAAGCUAGAGAACACCGCUGUCUUUCUGCUUGCCUCAUGUUUCCAAAUGGACGCGCUUGAGGCCGCCACCUCUGACCUGGAUCUGCUUAUGUGCCUCGACGUCCCCGCGGUCCGUGACCUCACACCCUUCCCUUCCUUUAAACCCAAGGACCAUUUGAUAAAGUUCGCUUAUUGCCAGUACCAGUUCGCAUCCUUCCUUGCCAACCUCUCCGUCGUCCCGGAGGCCGUGGCUGCACUCAGCCAUCCGUGUAAGGCACUCACCUUGUCUUCUGGUGUCACAAACUAG